Messenger RNA from Triticum turgidum subsp. durum (durum wheat), 816 nucleotides. The record is from the annotation of a GenBank genome assembly. NCBI's taxonomy places the organism in Eukaryota, Viridiplantae, Streptophyta, Magnoliopsida, Poales, Poaceae.
AUGCCGUCGGCCGCCACCCGUUCGUCAUCCAUGGGUGCCGGCGACAUUGAGUUCGCCCUCGACCUCGAGGACAUCGCCGCCCGCGCAGCCAAAGCGGACUGCAUCGGCGCGCUCGCCUGCGGCCGCACAAGCUUCUCCUACCACCGCCUCCCCGAGCCGCCCCUCCGCCUCACCGUCCGCAAGCUCGACGAUUCCUACUUCGGUGUGCAGGUCGCCAGGUCGGCCGCUGUGUGGGAGCUCAAGGCGGCAAUACAAGGCGUGUUCAUCGCUCUCUACAAUGACAUGGAGAAUGCUGUCACUUGGCAGCACGUGUGGAGCCACUUCUGCUUAUGCUUCAAGGAUGAGAAAAUGACGGAUGACAGGGCAACCUUGCGUGCAUUUGGUAUAAGAGAUGGUGAUGAGCUCCAUUUCGCCCAGCAUCUCUCCGUUGACUACAGCCCUUGCAAGAGUUCAAAAAGUCAAAGGGCAACAUCUCACAGAAGGUCAAGGACUUCAGUGGAAGGUUUUAGUGUCAGACCACGGAGUUUGAUGGAUGAUCUGAUCGAAGAAGAUGAGGCCGAGAAGAAGCUUGCCGCUACUAGGCAUUCAACCAGUAUUCUGGAUGAAGAUUUUUGUGUUUAUGAGCACCACGAGCAGCACGUGGAGGAAGAUCGUAAGAAAGGAAUCUCUGUUCGCGGUUGGUUCUCAUAUUCUAGAUUGAGGGGUAACAGGAGAACACACUCCGAGAAUAUUGAGCAACCCUCUUGCGAAAAGGGCAGUCGACCAAAGCUAGGGAAAUGGCUGUCUUCCAAAAUGUCGAAGGCCCGGAGUAAAUGA